Molecule: messenger RNA, 848 nt
Organism: Aegilops tauschii subsp. strangulata
Lineage: Eukaryota; Viridiplantae; Streptophyta; Magnoliopsida; Poales; Poaceae
Product: 14 kDa zinc-binding protein
Molecular function (GO): catalytic activity
Source: RefSeq, a predicted model, not a curated record
CAGAAAUCCCAUUUCCACCGUGCAACUCCCAUUUCAGUGCACGACGGACAUCACGCUGCAUCUGGACCGUCAACGUUCCAUCGGGCGGCCGAUAACAACGAUACAACCCCAGCCCCCAGCGCAACAGCAUUCCCGCACGCGCACGGCCGCAGCCUUUCACUCCCAACCCUUGUCUCCAAUGGCGGCCACGGCCGCGGCGGCGACGCUGGCGGCGGCCACCUCCUCCCUCCUCCGGCGCUCCUCCUUGCUGCGGCCGCACGGGCUCCGGGUCUCCCGCGACUUCGCUCCCCGAAGAUUUGUGCGCCACAUUGCUUCAUCAACAAAUGAAGAGGCUGCUGCCAGAACAGCGGCAGCAACUGCUGAUACUGGAGGACCGACCAUUUUUGACAAGAUCAUAGCAAAGGAAAUCCCUUCAAGCAUUGUCUAUGAGGACGAGAAAGUCUUAGCAUUUAGAGAUAUCAAUCCGCAAGCUCCUGUGCAUGUUCUAGUCAUCCCGAAACUAAGAGAUGGGCUAACUGGACUUGAUAAGGCUGAACCAAGGCAUGCUGAAAUUCUGGGGCAGCUGCUUUACGCUGCGAAGGUAGUGGCCGAGAAGGAAGGCGUGGCAGAUGGAUUCCGGGUCGUCAUAAACAACGGAGCAGAAGGAUGUCAAUCAGUCUACCAUCUGCACGUACAUGUACUUGGUGGAAGGCAGAUGAAAUGGCCUCCUGGUUAAGUUUAAGAACAGUGUCUGCCUUUUUUCUGCUUCUGUAUGAUGGAUCAUACUAGACUGCUAUUGAGUUUCUACUACUUGCCACCUGCUUGUUAUUAAAAUGGUUUUGCAUAUAGGAGUAUAGUAGUACUGUCUA